CCCACAGAGGCGAGUCAAGUUGGCAGAAGGUGUGGCAGAGCCGAUAAGGUGGCUGAGACACCAAGGGGGUACGGGAAGGAGGGGGAACGGUCUUGAGAUUGAUGCCCGGUGAUCUUUAUCCUGCCCUCUCCAUGCAGUUUCCCAUGGGCCCCGCCUGCAUCUUCUUGAGAAAAGGCAUCGCUGAGAAACAGCGGGAAAGACCACUGGGGCAAGAUGAGAUUGAAGAGCUCCGGGAAGCAUUUGUUGAGUUUGACAAAGACCGAGAUGGGUUCAUCUCUUGCAAAGAUUUGGGGAAUCUGAUGAGGACAAUGGGGUACAUGCCCACGGAGAUGGAGCUGACUGAACUGGGCCAACAAAUACGCAUGAACUUGGGUGGCCGUGUAGACUUUGAGGAUUUUGUGGAGCUUAUGACCCCUAAGUUGCUUGCAGAAACAGCUGGGAUGAUUGGGGUCCAGGAGAUGCGAGAUGCCUUCAAGGAGUUUGACACUAACGGGGACGGGGAGAUCACACUGGCGGAGCUGCAGCAGGCCAUGCAGAGACUGCUGGGGGAAAGGCUGACCCCCCGGGAGAUCGCCGAGGUGGUCAAGGAGGCCGAUGUUAACGGGGACGGCACCGUUGACUUUGAAGAGUUUGUGAAAAUGAUGUCUCGCUGAGAAGGUCCUGGAAG
This is a messenger RNA of Elephantulus edwardii (Cape elephant shrew), 667 nucleotides long. RefSeq names its product calcium-binding protein 5-like. The transcript is spliced from 6 exons. Gene Ontology annotation, molecular function: calcium ion binding. Bases 102 to 653 code for a protein of 183 amino acids. The record is from RefSeq and is a predicted model, not a curated record. NCBI's taxonomy places the organism in Eukaryota, Metazoa, Chordata, Mammalia, Macroscelidea, Macroscelididae.